AAAAUCUUCUAUGAAACUAGGGUUUUUCUGCCAACUCCCCGUGUAGGUUAUUAUCCUCUCGACUCGACUUGACUCGACGCAGUGGAACCCUAAUCAUCUGUCUUUACAUUGACGGGUGAAACACAAUCUUUCGCGUUCGUUCAUGUUGGCGUUCUGAAGCUUCUGCUUCUCCAUUAGACAAAAUGUAUUCCUCUAGGGGGGGUAAUGCGUAUGGGCAGCAGUCAUAUGCUACACAACAGGCAUAUGGGCAAAAUUCGGUACCUCCCUAUUCUGGAAGUUCAGUUGUAGGCCCUGAUGGAGGGUCUCAACUUUCCAUUCCUUCUCGGCAUUCCACUAUUCUUGGUUCUUCUCAAGAAGCAGAAGUUGGUGGAUAUAGAGCGCAUCCUUCAGGUGCUGCUCACUAUGGGGGACAAUAUGGGGCUGUUUAUGGCUCAUCUGCUUUGAGCAAUGCUCAACAGAUUGCUGCAAUGAGUGGCAAAGUAGCUGGUUCAUCAGCCCUUCAUGGUCGUGGUGGUUAUGGUUCAGCGAUGGCAGAGUCCCCUGGUGACUAUGUGCCAUCAUCAAGCCAUGGGUAUGGUCUCAAAGGUGAUCAAUUCUCCUCGGGGAUAAUUUCUGACUAUACUUCACUGGACAGACGACAGUAUGGUGACCGUCAAAAUGCUUAUAGUGGGAGGGAGUUGCAAAGUGAGUCAAGUAGACGGUUCACUGAUCCUGUUGGUCUUGGUCAGCCUGAGAUUUACGAUCCCAUUGAUCAGGCAUCAUUGCUCCGACAACAACAAAUGCUGAAAGCCCAGUCUCUACAAUCUGCUCCUCUAGAUGGGGGUGCUAGACAAAGUGAUUAUCUUGCAGCAAGGAGUGCUGCUAUUCAUCAUUCAACUCAAGAUAUUAGCUCCUAUGGUGGAAGAAUGGAUUCAGAUCCUCGCAAUUUAUCAAUGCUUGGUGCUUCUUAUGGUGGACAAAGUGCUUCAUCAAUCCUGGGGGCAGCUCCUCGGAGAAAUAUUGAUGAUCUCAUGUAUGCGCAAGGUUCAUCAAGUUCAGGUUAUGGAGUGAGCCUGCCUCCUGGUCGGGACUAUGCCACUGGAAAAGGACUUAAAAGUGGUGCUUCUCAUGAGUCUGAUUAUCCAAGUAGUAUCCUGUCACACGGUGGGCAUUCAAGCAUUGGAGGAUCUAGGAUUGAUGAAAGAAAGGAUGAAAGGAUUGGGCUUCGUCGGGAGCUUGAGAUAAGGGAGGAGGAGCGUCGUAGGGAGCACAUGCGAGAGAGAGAGAAGGAGCGAGAAAGGGAGAAGGAGCGAGAGCGGGAACGGGAGCGGGAGCGGGAUCGUGAAAGAGAAAGAGAGCGUGAAAGGCAACGCCUUUUGGAGCGUCGGGAGAAGGAGAGAGAAAGAGAACACAAACGUGGGCUCGAACUUAGGCGUGAACGGACUCCAGCAAGGAUCAGUAAGGAGCGACACAGUUCCGCACUGUUGAGGGACGAGAGACCUUCACGAAGAGAUUCUCCCCGUCAUGAAGCUUUGCAUAGGCGUCGUACACCCAUUAAAGAAAAAAGGAGAGAAUAUGUCUGCAAGGUUUACCCAUUCUGUUUAGCGGACGUUGAAAGGGAUUAUUUGUCUGUAAAUAAGCGAUAUCCAAAUUUGUUUAUUUCUCCAGAAUUCUCUAAGGUUGUGGUUUACUGGCCAAAGGAGAGUCUGAAGCUUUCUUUACAUACUCCUGUCAGCUUUGUGCAUGAUCUUGUUGAAGUAGAGAGCACAAGAGUGCGGCAAGAGUCAUCUACUACUGAACUGUCAGCUGAAGAAUCGAGGAAAUCAUCAACUGAACUGUCAGCUGAAGAAUCGAGGAAGCCAAUGUGUGGAAAAAUAGUGUGGAAUGCCAAGGUAAUAUUGAUGAGUGGUAUCAGUAAAGAUGCCUUGGAGGAGCUAUCUUCUGAUAAAGGUUCCGACGACCGUAUACCGCAUUUCAGUAAUAUCUUGAGGUUUGCUAUUCUCAGGCAAGACCGUUCCUUUAUGGCAAUCGGGGGCCCUUUGGAUGAUGUUGAUGGUGGGGACCAAUUGGUUGAUGAGUCAUCCUUGAUUCAAACGGCUAUUAGAUAUGCAAAAGAUUUGACCCAACUUGAUUUACAUAACUGUCGGCAUUGGAAUCGUUUCCUUGAGAUACACUAUGAUAGAGUUGGUAAAGAUGGGCUGUUUAGCCAUAAAGAGGUUACUGUACUGUUUAUUCCAGAUCUAUCAGAUUGCCUACCUUCCUUGGAAGUGUGGAGAGACCAUUGGGUGGCACACAAGAAGGCCAUAGCUGAAAGAGAGAGUCAGCUUGCUUUGAAAAAGAAAUCUACUGAGAAGAAAGUAGCAGUUAAAGGGGAUCGAAGUCGCACUAAAUCAGAUAAAAGCACUGAUUCCAACAAAAAUGCCAAUGCUGAAGGUAGUUCAGAAAAGGAUGGAAAGGAGGAAAAGAAAGCACCACAUACUACACCCACGGAACAAGCAGUUGAUGUAAACAAAAUGGAGAAAGUUGAUGGUGCUGAAGUCAAGGAAAAUGCCACUGGGGGGGAGGUUGCAGGUGACAGAAAAAUUGAGGGAAAAGAUGGAGAAGCUGGUGGGGAAGGCAAGCAUGUUGAGAAGGAAGUAGACGAACCUUCUGUUGCUCAGGCAACUGAGGUUCAGAAACCUGGAAAAAAGAAAAUUAUGAAAAAGAUUGUCAAACCGAAGGCUGCUGCUAAGAAAGUUGGCAUGGAGGUUACAGUCAGGAAACAAAAUGAAAAGUUGAACGAGAAAGAUGCCGGAGACAAGCAAGUUAAACCUGAAAACAGUGUUCAACAGGAUGAGACUUCUGCUGAUCCCUCUGGUGUUAAAACAUUUACUAGAAAGAAAAUUGUAAAAAAAGUUCCUGUUGGUAAGACCUCUCAGAAGGGAAACAAAGCUGGAGCUUCUGAUGACAUGGAAGCUGAGGUGAAAGCUGAGAAAGAAUUGGACUGUGAAGAAGAUAUUGUGAAGGUUAAGGUAGAUCCCAAUGAUGCUUCUGCUGUACAGGAAACUGGUGUGAAAACAGUUGUGAAAAAGAAGAUCAUUAAGAGGGUGCCUAAACGAAAGGCUACCAACACUAGAGAAAAGGAUGGUAAUGUGGAAGGCAAGAAAGAUGGUGACAAGGAUGAGAAUAAGAUUAAUAAAGGAAAUGAAACAGAGAACGUGGCUGAAUUAACUGCAAAUACAGCUAAGCAGGUGGAUGAGGCAAUCAAAUCAGAGAAGAAAAAGAAUCCCAAAACAGAAAAAGAGGGUAAAAAGGAAAAUGCAGAAUCAGAUAAUAAAAAAGGGUCUGGUGCUAAAGUGGAGGCUGAGAUUUCAAAGGAAAAAGUUCCUAGUAAGGAUGUUCAUGAUGGCAAGAAGGAAAGGACAAAAGUUGUAAAGGAGAAAAGAAACAAAGAUGGGAAAGAUGAAUCUAGGGGCAAGACAAGUAAAGAAUUGAAAGAAAAGGGAAAGCCUGAGGAACCUCCCCAGCAUCCUGGUUUGUUUUUACAAACAAAAUGGAACAAAGAACCCAAGCUUCGCUCAUUGUCACUUUCAUUGGACUCUCUCUUGAAUUACAGUGAUAAUGAUAUUGAGGAAUCAACAUUUGAGCUUUCAUUGUUUGCGGAGAUGGUGAAUGUACCAAAGACAAAGAAGACCUAUUGCAAGAGCAAGGAGUGCAAGAAGCACACCUUGCACAAGGUCACCCAGUACAAGAAAGGUAAGGAUAGCCUUGCUGCCCAAGGGAAGCGUCGUUAUGAUCGUAAGCAGUCUGGCUAUGGUGGACAGACCAAGCCUGUCUUCCACAAGAAGGCUAAAACUACCAAGAAGAUUGUACUCAGACUCCAAUGCCAAGGUUGCAAACAUGUGUCCCAGCAUGCCAUCAAGCGGUGCAAGCAUUUUGAGAUUGGUGGGGACAAGAAGGGAAAGGGAACUUCUCUAUUCUAGAUGGGUUUUUGUGUUCAAUCAGUAUCA
Messenger RNA from Telopea speciosissima, 3968 nucleotides. RefSeq names its product 60S ribosomal protein L44. The record is from RefSeq and is a predicted model, not a curated record. The coding region runs from base 183 to 3941 and encodes 1252 amino acids. The transcript is spliced from 25 exons. Gene Ontology annotation, cellular component: ribosome; cytosolic large ribosomal subunit; nucleus. Gene Ontology annotation, biological process: regulation of DNA-templated transcription; translation. Lineage: Eukaryota; Viridiplantae; Streptophyta; Magnoliopsida; Proteales; Proteaceae. Gene Ontology annotation, molecular function: structural constituent of ribosome.